Messenger RNA from Mytilus trossulus (common blue mussel), 567 nucleotides. RefSeq lists its product as uncharacterized. The transcript is spliced from 4 exons. Lineage: Eukaryota; Metazoa; Mollusca; Bivalvia; Mytilida; Mytilidae. The record is from RefSeq and is a predicted model, not a curated record. The coding region runs from base 112 to 426 and encodes 104 amino acids.
CGCAUCCUUUCCAUGCUCUUCCGUCAUUGUGCAUAUUUAUAAUAAAUUCUAUACUUCCUGUGUUGACCACGUGCAUUUGUUUUGAAACUUGUAAUUUGAAUCCUUUUUGAGAUGGGAAAGAUUUCAGCCAAGGAUAAGAAGAAUAGAAUAAAGAAUAAGAAGCAAAAGCCUAAAACAAAAGCCAAACAGGCAAGAUUUGUGGACGUACAAGAUGCUGAACUACUUUCUAAAGACCAACUUAAAAAAAUAAAGCAAAACAGAACAUGCGCCACAAGAGUAUCAGGUAAACGAAAGCAUAAAUUGCUGAAGAGAAUCAGACACCAACAGAAAGAAAAGAUCAGAAUGGACAUUGAAACAGACAUCCCUCAAAAGAAGCAAACUUCAAAAAAGGACCAGUCAAACAACAAAAUGGAAACAGAUUCUUGAUGUUUGAUAGACAAACAGACAGUAACCAUGGGAACAAGGAUUGUCAAUGUGAUAUAUGGACGAAAGUGGAUAGUGUACCUGUAUUUCUUAAAGAAAUAAUAAAAAAUUAUCACAAUAAAAAAUAUUUUCUAUAAUCUGCAA